Theileria equi strain WA is the source of this 944-nucleotide messenger RNA. RefSeq lists its product as hypothetical. The record is from RefSeq and is a predicted model, not a curated record. The coding region runs from base 159 to 944 and encodes 261 amino acids. The transcript has 4 exons. Lineage: Eukaryota; Apicomplexa; Aconoidasida; Piroplasmida; Theileriidae.
AUACGACAAUUUUAUCAUCUAAAAUGGGCCGUGGGUAAGCAACUGUGUGGGUACACGUAGAAAUUUAACCACCUGGCGUUUACAGCGUAAUUCUUGUCCACUUUACCUGCAGAUAAACGCUUUCCGCCAAUUUGUGAAAAACUUGAACAAAUGAUAACAUGAAUUCUGAUAAGAAUAACGAGGCAAUAAGGAAAAUUCUAGGAAAACUGGACCGCUUGUCAGAGUUGGAAGUUGAUUUCCUGAAUUACAAUGCCAAUCAGUCCAUUAUAUCCCCUUUUGAUGAUCUCAUAGAGACAUGCUCAAGUUAUAUAGAAGAUACGGAGAUAGAAAAUGGGCUACUAGAGGAAUUUUUAACACAGAAGAAAAGACACGCAGAGAUUCUGGAAGACAAGGUUCAAAACGCUCAUCAAUCAUAUAAUGAGCUGGAACUCGAAUUACAAAAUGUACAAGCGGAGCAUCAAGGAGCUGUAAAUGUGUUGAAACAGUGCGAGAGUUUGCAUUGUGAUAUUGAAGAGCUGCAGCAGAAAAAGGAGUCAAAAGAGAGGCUUGCUAUGUGGAAACAUUCUUGCGACUUGGAAAGUUUGGAGAUUCGAGCUUUGAAAUGUAAAUUAGAUGAACUAGAAGGAAAACUUUCCUUUGAAAAAACCACAUCUCCGGAUUCCGAGAUAAAAUACAGGCUCUUUUAUUCAUUCAUAACAUCCGCAUUGAAAACAACAAUCCUAAGUAUUGAUGAUCAAGAAAAUGUCAAUUUAGCCAUAUUAUCAGAAUCUGAGAAAAAUGAACAUGUAUGGCAUCGACUCUCGUACUCCUUAAGGACUGCAGAUGUUUCUACAUGUGAUUUUCUAUGGAACAUCAUUCAAAAAUCGCUAUCAUCGCAAAAAUUGCAAAGUAUACCAUGUACAAAUACACCUAAAAUUGAUUCCUAUCACUUGUCGUCACCCUAG